AUGGAGCCAAACGCCAAAAUGUGUACUCAUGAAGGGAAAGAUUUAGAAGAUGCUACUAUGUAUCGGCAGUUGGUGGGUAGUCUUAUCUACUUAACUUUAACAAGACCGGAUGUUUCUUUCGGAGUUGGUGUGAUGAGUCGCUACAUGCAAAAUCCAAAGAAGACUCAUUUGGAAUCAGUUCGUCGAAUCUUGAGAUAUGUGAAGAGCACGCUUGGCUAUGGUAUUAUGUACAAGAAAGGUGGAGAUUGCAGACUAGUUGGCUACUGUGAUGCCGACUAUGCAGGUGACCAUGAUUCCCGGCAUUCAACUACCGAGUAUGUCUUCAUGCUUGGGUCCGGAGCAAUUUCUUGGUGUAGUAAAAGACAACCAACGGUGUCUUUGUCAACCACGGAAGCAGAAUACCGAGCAGCAGCGAUGGCAGCUCAAGAAAGCACUUGGCUUAUGCAAUUAUUGAAAGACUUGCAUCAACCAACAGAGUAUGGUGUCUCUUUGUACUGCGACAACUUGUCGGCAAUACGUUUGGUGGAGAAUCCGAUUUUUCACGCAAGAACUAAGCAUGUGGAGGUGCAUCAUCAUUUUAUCAGAGAGAAAGUCUUGCAAGAAGAAAUUGAGUUGGAGCAUGUCAAAACAGAAAACCAAGUUGCAGAUUUGUUUACAAAAAGCUUGAGUAGCAACAAGUUCGAAAGUUUCUGUCAUCAGCUCGGUAUGCUGAAAAGAGUAGAAGCUGGUGUUGAGGGGGAGUAUUGA
This is a messenger RNA of Syzygium oleosum, 747 nucleotides long. RefSeq names its product secreted RxLR effector protein 161-like. The record is from RefSeq and is a predicted model, not a curated record. NCBI's taxonomy places the organism in Eukaryota, Viridiplantae, Streptophyta, Magnoliopsida, Myrtales, Myrtaceae. The transcript has a single exon. The coding region runs from base 1 to 747 and encodes 248 amino acids.